CAUAUGGGAACAGUGAAAUGUAUUUGGACAUGUCUCCACAUAAACCUCAUAAGAAAGCGAGGUUUCCUUCAUUCUCAAACAACAUCAUGCAUGUUAGCAAUCUCUCAAAAGGGAUAUUCCCAACAUUCCUAUCUAGGCCACUAUAAAUAUACCUGGCCGCCCUGCUGUAGAUGUAGAUGUGUAGCUUGCCAACUUGAGAAGAGCAGACAGCACACCUGAUUAGACUGCAACAACACACCACCGUGCUUCGGGGAAUGGAGAUUCCAAUGAUAAAGAUGGAUCAGCUUCAUGGCGAGAAGAGGUCAGAGACGCUUUCACUCCUCCACAAUGCCUGUGCGCAAUGGGGUUUCUUUUGGCUUGAGAAUCAUGGCGUCGAUGAGGACCUCAUGAGUAAAAUGAAGGGCUUGGUGAAUAAACACUACGAACAAGAUUUGGAGAAGAACUUCUAUAGCUCGGAGAAUGCAAAGAUCCUAGGUUGUGAGAAAGUUCCAUCAAAUGUUGACUGGGAGUGCAGUUUCAUGUACCGUCAUCAGCCAGAAUCAAACAGCCAUGAUAUUCCUGAGCUGCUUCGUGCAAUGGUAUCUGAAUAUGCAGAAGAGGUUAUCAAACUGGCUGAACAGCUCGCAGCAGCCAUGAGUGAAAACCUUGGGCUGGACAAGGGCUACAUCGAGAAGGCGUUUUCUAAACCUUCCGUAGGCGUCAAGGUGGCGAAGUAUCCCAGGUGCAGCCAUCCAGAGCUUGUGAUGGGUCUCAGGGAGCACACUGACGCUGGGGGGAUCAUACUUCUAUUUCAGGAUGAACUAAUCCCAGGUCUGGAGUUUCUGAAAGACGGUAGGUGGAUGGCAGUACCUCCAACACAAGGCAACAGGAUCCUUGUAAACCUUGGAGAUCAGAUUGAAGUGAUAACCAAUGGGACCUACAAGAGCAUAUGCCACCGGGUCCUUCCCAACAAGAACGGGAGCCGCCUAUCCAUCGCAACAUUCUAUAACCCUGGUGCCGACGCCAUAAUCUGCCCAGCUUCAAAGCUCACAUAUCCUAGCCAAUAUCGUUUCCAAGACUACCUUGAUUUCUAUUCUACUGCCAAGUUUACCGAUAAGGUAUUUAGGUUCCAGACUACAAAGGCAAUAUUGAAGUGAAUCACAGCACAAGCCUGGAGAAAAGAAGUAUCUGACUUGUUCUGCAAUACUGCAUCAGUGCGUAGAUGCGCUUGUAUUUACUGCUAGCUCCUAAGGAACAGCGAAGUGUUAAAAUAUAUAUUUUUACUUUCAGUGGUUUUCUGUUUGAAGACUAAACAGCCUGCACUACUUGUACUUAAUGUGGGUUCCUUCAGACAGUGAUAUGCCAUGUUAAUUAUGAAGGUGCCAAUGAUACUACUUGUACUUAAUGUAAUAAAUAUAUUGCACGUGCCUUCCUUCA
Molecule: messenger RNA, 1416 nt
Organism: Zea mays
Lineage: Eukaryota; Viridiplantae; Streptophyta; Magnoliopsida; Poales; Poaceae
Product: 1-aminocyclopropane-1-carboxylate oxidase 1
Exons: 3
Coding region: 255-1136 (293 amino acids)
Source: RefSeq, a predicted model, not a curated record